Messenger RNA from Xiphophorus hellerii (green swordtail), 3479 nucleotides. RefSeq names its product lysophosphatidic acid receptor 2-like. The record is from RefSeq and is a predicted model, not a curated record. NCBI's taxonomy places the organism in Eukaryota, Metazoa, Chordata, Actinopteri, Cyprinodontiformes, Poeciliidae. Gene Ontology annotation, biological process: G protein-coupled receptor signaling pathway. Gene Ontology annotation, cellular component: membrane. Gene Ontology annotation, molecular function: lysophosphatidic acid receptor activity. The transcript has 5 exons. Bases 663 to 1763 code for a protein of 366 amino acids.
AUGGAGCUCUCAGAUUGGCAGAGGCAGCGCAGAGCUCCAGGUACCGCUCCCUUGUGAAAGUGAACCGGGCUGACAGAGAGCAGCAGCAGCAGCAGCGGCGGCGGCAGCGCAGGAGAGUGGCGCACCCUUUCUGCGCCUCCUUAGCGGAUGACUGUGCGCAGGUUGCACGCGCUGAAAACUCCCGGAAGCAGCAGGAAAGUUGAGGUGACGCUGACCGCUUUAAAGUUUUUUUUUCUCAGAAGAAGAAACUGAGCGGCAGUGUAGAAACCUCCCACACAGCAGUUUCUGUUGAAUUUCGAGCCACUUCUUUUUCUUCUUCUUCUUUUUGUUUGUCUCAGUGCUCAAGAGGCGUUCAGAGUCCUCAGGUGAUCUCAAAUGUAGGUACAGCCUGACCUACAUUAGAGUUGAACAACUCCACGAAAUUUGAACUGGAUGUACCUGAGGGACAAGUUCAUAGUCGCAAGGAAAAGACUUCCCUCAUGGUGCUGGAAACGCCUUAACAGGUGACGGCUUGGGACUUUGGAUCUUUUUAGUCGACUUUCCAACUCAUGGCAAGCCGACCUCCAACCUGCCGAAGAACACAGCUGUAAACGUCGCCACAAUCUUUGGGCUCUAUUGCCCGUCGACUAAACGUCCAUCUGUUUCAAGUCUUCUCUGACGCCAUGUCCAGCACAAAUUCUAGCGUCACUGUAUGCUACUAUAAUGAAACUGUGGAAUUUUUUUACAAUAACACCAAUAAGACGAUUUCUCCAUCCUGGCGCAAACGGGACUAUGCGGUCGUCUCUUUGGGACUGCUUGUUUGCUUCAUAGUUAUCUUUUCAAACCUUUUGGUCAUAUUGGCCAUUUUCAAAAACCGCCGCUUUCACUUCCCCAUCUACUACCUGCUGGGUAAUCUGGCUGUUUCAGACUUGUUCUCAGGCCUUGCCUACCUCCACUUGAUGUUUCACACUGGCCCUUGGACCAUAAGGCUAUCUCAGUACCAGUGGUUUGUUCGCCAAGGGCUAAUCGACACCAGCCUCACGGCCUCCGUCCUCAAUCUGCUUGCUAUUGCCAUGGAGCGACACCAGACCAUCUUCAACAUGCAGCUGCACAGCGAGAUGAGCACGCGGCGGGUUUUCAUCAUCAUAUUUUUCAUCUGGAUGGUGUCGAUUAUUAUGGGCCUUUUUCCCACAAUGGGAUGGAACUGUCUGUGUGACCUGAAGAGGUGCUCCACUAUGGCGCCGCUCUACAGUCGCAGUUUCCUGGUGUUCUGGGCGCUUAUCAACUUGAUCACUUUCUCCAUAAUGGUGGCCAUCUACACCCGGAUCUUCUUUUAUGUGAGGCACAAGAGCAGGCAGAUGUCUGAGCACACAACCCCGACCAGACACAGAGAGACCGUUCUCGGCUUGAUGAAGACCGUUUCAAUGAUCCUAGGCCUCUUCGUGCUCUGCUGGACCCCGGGCCUCGUUCUGCUGAUGCUUGAUGGUCUCUAUUGUGAAACAUGUAAGGUGCUGAACUACGAGAAGUACUUCCUGGUGCUGGCCGAGUGCAAUUCUUUCGUCAACCCCAUCAUCUACUGCUUCAGGGACAAAGACAUGAGGAAAACCUUCAAGGAGCUGCUGUGCUGCUUGUGCCGCCGGGGCAAGGGCCCGUCUGAUAAUGACUUUACCACCCUCGAGGAGUCGAGGCUUCGCACCAUCCGGAAGGCGACGAAGACCAACGGGACGCCGCUCAUGAACCACGUGUCGGAGGAUCACGCCGCCGCCUCAGACGGCUUCCACUGACACGACCUGAAACGCUCCCUUGACGGUAUCUACCGAUGUUCGAGUGCUUCAAGAGAAGAUGGCGCGCCUUUGACCAGCAGGCGGACAUGAAAUCCGAGCGAUUUCAAUCCUCCUUUCAAUAGACUUGAACUGUCUCUGAAUGCGAGCUGCACUCCGGUUUUAGAAGCACUCCACAAAUCAGCAGCAAGAACAGCAUGAUGGCGUGCAGAAGAAGUGAAAGGACUGUCACCAAGGUGGCCAUUUUGAAAAAGACCAAUGCAAUGUAAGCCCUGCCACACUGUGCUUAUGUGCGCGCAAAAGCUGCUACAUCAACUCGUUAACCUCUCUUCCUGUAGAUUAGAAACAUAAUUGCUAAAGCGAAAAACGGUAGCUUAAAAAUCGCUCCGAAUUACGCUUUGUGGGACAUUUAAUACUUACCAUCUCGCCUUGAUUUCAUAAGAAUCCAGAUUACAAAUAGCUAGUUUAUGAAAAACUUUUUUCCCCUCCAUCGUUUCCCGCUUUUUCUACAAAAAGGCAGCUAAAAGUUUGCGACGUAGCAUAGAGAUGAUGAUGAUGAUGAUGUCUGUUUGCACCAGAGAUUAUUUUAUAAAGCAAGCCAUUAACUGUAAAUAGUUAACGUUGUAACUUAUCACUGUUUUUUUGUGCCGUCUUGAAACCGUCUCGUUGUUGGUUGUUAAUCUGACAUUGAGCUCGCAGAGGAAGGACUUGCUGACACAUUUUCCUUUUUACUGUUUUUAUUUUACAGUUAAGAACUAGAUUUUUUUUUUUUUUUUUAAUGGUUUAUUGUUUUUAUUUGGGAGAUUUCAUCAGUUAGAAUCAGAAUCAGAUUUUAGGAGCUACAUUUUAAAUUUUGUUUUAACUUUUUUUUUUUUGUCCCAGUCCAGCUCUUUGCAACAGUAUCCACACCCUUUGAAUUUUCUCACAUUUUGUCACCUUACAAAACACAAACUUCAAUAUGUUUUACUGGGGAUUUUAUGGGAUGCAUCACCACAAAGUACUGCAAUAUGAAAAUAUGUAAAAAAAGAAAAGUACAUGUGUAUAGAUUUCAUGGAGCAUGUUAGCUGCGUAUGGAUUUCUUCUUGCAUCUGUUCAAUAAAGGCCUAAAUGUAACUAAUUGUGUGAGUUUUGAAGGGAAAUGGUUGGGUUUGAUUUUUUUGAGGAGUUCAGAUGAAUGCCACACAUCUCGUAUUUCACUUCCCCUUUUCACAUAAUGCGACUUUAUGUUGGAUUCUCACACACAAUCCCAGUAAAAUGUAUACUUUGUGGGUUUUACGUGGGAAAAGUUCAACGCCUGUGGAUACUGUUGCAGCGUUUUUGAGUUUUAAAAACUGUUUUUACACAUCAGGCUGGCUCACGCACAGAGGGCCUCUGUGCGUUUUUCUUUUUCUAACAAUUACCGCUGCAAGUUUUUUGUUGCACGGUACGUCUCUGUACUCCAAACUUUUUUUUUUAAGGGCUGAUUUGAGAUGAUCUGUUUGUUUUGUGCUGAUAUCCCAGGAGCCGCUCGGCUUCGUGCAAAAAUCAAACCGACGUUGCUUCUACUUUAUUUUAUUUUUGGUAUCAAGCUGUGCAGCAACCAGGAUUAGAAAUAAAGCAAAUUACAUUUAACAUGAAGUGAAACUGACAGGCUAAUAAGUCACAAACUUUCUAGUUUUUACCACAGCUCUUUGUUUGGUUAGUGACGAUAUAAAUCUGUCAUUAAAAGCUUUAAAUACA